CACUUGUUCAUUAAGUGUUCUGCCUGUGAUCUUACUCUUCCAUAAGUUUUGUCUAGCUUCCUUGCAUAGUUAGUCUAAUUAGUUUUCGUUCCAUAUUCAUCACAUUGUUGCUAGCUUCACUGAUGCCUUUUUGCGAAGUGGAAAACAUGUCGGAUUGUCUUGUUAGCCCCCUCUUGGAUAUUUGCUGGUAUCAUAUUUUUUCAGAACCAUUACAUCCAGAGAGUAGGGGAAGCAUUUUCAUGGGGCGAGGCUUGAACCCACGAGGGACAUACCGGGGAGAAAGGUGGGUGGCCAAAACCUUUCCACUAGGCUCUCUUUCUUGUUCUCUUGUAGAUGUAUCACUUGUUAAUACGUUUGACCAUUCUUUUUGCUUCUAUUCCAAACUGUUAUGCGUAAGAUCUUACAAGAACGUGCAGGACUGCAGAAAUUGUGUCGACCAGGAGAUGAAAUCACUUAUUAGUUUCAUAGCAAAGUUGCUGUAACUAAAAUUGUAAUGCUUUAUUGUGGUGAAUAUCAAUGUAUCAAGUAUGCGAUAGCUUAGACAUGGCAGUUUUCUGUUUUUUUUGAGUCUCCUAGGCGUGUUAAUGGACCGAAUUUCAACCCGAAUUUGAAUCUGUUUAAGCGGAUAUGGAUUAGAUUUUCAAUCCAUUAAUCUAAUCUGAUCAGAAUCCGACUAGAGUUGUUUAAACGGAUUCGGAUAUGGAUUUAUAAUAAUCCGAUCUGUUAUUAAUCUGAUUCAAAUAAAAAAUGUAUUAUGUAAAUAAAUAUCAUCAAUAUAUUAUACUUAUAGCGGAAAAUAAGAACAAAUAGAGUGA
Molecule: messenger RNA, 815 nt
Organism: Ilex paraguariensis (yerba mate)
Lineage: Eukaryota; Viridiplantae; Streptophyta; Magnoliopsida; Aquifoliales; Aquifoliaceae
Source: the annotation of a GenBank genome assembly